AUGAGAAUUAAAAAUAAAACCUGGCUGGCUAAAUUUAACCUAAAUCCUGCUUUUUCUGCUAAUUUGAAUAAGUUACACCCUGCUUAUGUGACAGGGUUUUGUGAUGGUGAGGCAUGUUUUCAUUUAGCCAUAGGUGAAAACCCUAGAUAUAAAUUAGGUUAUUAUGUUAAUCCUGGUUUUUCUAUAGCUUUACACAAAAAGGAUGAAGAAUUUUUAUUAUUACUUAAAGAGUUUUUUGGUGGCGUAGGGGUAGUAAAACCUAGUAGUCGGUCUAAUAUGGUGGAGUAUAGAAUUUUUGCUAUUAAGGAUUUAGAUAUUAUUCUAAAUCAUUUUGACCUUUACCCUUUAAUCACAAAAAAAGGGGGAGAUUACUUACUAUUCAAGGAAGCCUUAGAAUGUAUUAAAAAUAAACAGCAUUUAACUGUUGAAGGGUUUAAUAAAAUUCUGGCUAUAAGGGCUUCUAUGAAUAAAGGGUUGCCCGCAAAACUACUGGAAAAAUUUCCUUAUAUUAAGGGGAAAGAAAUUCCUGUGGUGGUAACACCUGAGAGUUUAAACCCUUACUGGGUAGCUGGUUUUAUGGACGCUGAAGGUUGUUUCUUUGUAAAGUCUAUUUACAAUAAGAACAAUGAGCUUAGAUUUGGGCUAGGUUGUCAAAUUACACAGCACAGUCGGGAUUCUUUAGUUAUGCACAAAAUUUGUUCUUUCUUUAACUGCGGUAGAGUUGAAGUAUCUAGAAUGGUUUACGAUAAUUAUGUUGUAACUAAGUUACCAGAUAUAAAUAAAAUUAUCAUUCCUUUCUUUACAAAUUUCCCAAUACUGGGUUCUAAACGUAAAGAAUUUGAAUGUUGGACGGAUAUCGCCAAAAUAAUGACUUCAAAAGCUCAUCUUACUAACGAGGGAUCUGAGAAGAUAUUAAAAAUAAAACAUCAAAUGAAUACAUUUAGGAAGGAAGAUGAUAAUAAUUAG
This is a messenger RNA of Bipolaris zeicola 26-R-13, 966 nucleotides long. RefSeq lists its product as uncharacterized. NCBI's taxonomy places the organism in Eukaryota, Fungi, Ascomycota, Dothideomycetes, Pleosporales, Pleosporaceae. Gene Ontology annotation, molecular function: endonuclease activity. The transcript has 2 exons. The coding region runs from base 1 to 966 and encodes 321 amino acids. The record is from RefSeq and is a predicted model, not a curated record.